This is a messenger RNA of Paraglomus brasilianum, 1161 nucleotides long. The record is from the annotation of a GenBank genome assembly. Lineage: Eukaryota; Fungi; Glomeromycota; Glomeromycetes; Paraglomerales; Paraglomeraceae.
AUGACAAAAUCGAUAAAAAAAUUCAUUAAAAACAGAUUUCCUUCACGAAGUUCUGAGCUCACUGCUAUCAGAUGGUUGAGAAUAAUAUCUUUAUUGAUUUGCUACACAGGCGUAUUAAUCUAUUUUGGCUGGAAAGCAUAUGAGCUGAGCCAAGAUGAGAGAACUUUAAGCUAUAAACAAGACGAUAGUAGCCCCAUUCCUGCCCCAAAAGCCACUUUUCUCUCUUCUUAUAACUUCAAAAUCGACUGCGUAACGUUCUAUUAUGAUAACACGACUGAUGAUUGUAAUAAGUAUGUCACCAACACCUAUUACGAUCAAUAUUUCGGUGGUUACUUGUUAAACUUCAGUGCACCUGACUUAGGGUUUGAUAACCCUAACGAUAAUGCAAAUGCCUUAUCAGAAAUUGGCUUGUUGAUUGUUAUAACGGAUCCAAAGUUUACUGGCGGCGAUGCUGGUCUGGGAGCGUUUUUUGCUGAUAGAGAUACGGAGUCUGAUUUGGCAUCAGCGUCCAAAACGCCACGCAUAAAAGGAGUUUCUGGUUAUAAGUCUACGGCAGAGCUUGAUAACUCUUACUAUUUAGCUAACAACCAGUCGUACUACCUCUUUUACUCACGCAAUAAAUUAAGUGCCCUUCACCAAAAUGCUAAAAACGUACUGUCUGGAAACGGCGACCAUAAAACAAUAACAAUGAUAAACAGCAUACUCGUAUCGUACCCCAACAUCGCUGUCGGAAGUUACGCGAAUGUAAUAAUAAGUCCCAAUUCUUAUAUAGUCAUAACGGAAACCGAAAACUCCGAUUUGACGGUGAGUGAUUUCCUCAGUGCUGUGGGUGGUAUUUACACUUUUGCAAUGGGAAUCUAUCUAUUUUUAUUCGGCUCCGAUGAAAUGAGUCCAUGGGGUUUGAUUCAAAAUCUUCCGUGCGCCCGCUACAAAGUUAGGUCAGCCCUCUACCAAAGUCUACGUCCGAAUAUUCCGUUCUCGGGUCCUAUAUUAUCAAAUGAUCUUUCGGUCGACCAGAAAUUUGAAGCGAUGGAAAAAAGACAUCUUGCAUUAGAGUUAUUUUUAAAGGAAUACGUUGUAAGCGUAGACAACGUCGUAAAGGAUGGUGCUCACUCGGAAGAUAUCGAAGCGCCUGCUGAGAAUGGUGUUGAAAAAGUUUGA